Messenger RNA from Styela clava, 3568 nucleotides. The record is from RefSeq and is a predicted model, not a curated record. NCBI's taxonomy places the organism in Eukaryota, Metazoa, Chordata, Ascidiacea, Stolidobranchia, Styelidae.
CAGGCCGAAACCAAGGGGAUGAUUGUUUGCCAGACAAAUAGCGCCGGUAGUGAUGAAAGUCAUUAAUUUGUAUCGGAUAUUCUAGCGUGGGUUACUACUGCAUUUAACGCGGGAUUUUCAAAUCAGUAGAUGACUGACAGAAAAAUAUCGUCAACUGUGGUAUUUGAGGUAUGUAUGCAUACGUGUGUACUCAGCAAUUAUGUAAUCAGGACUUGCACAAUUUUAUCUGUUGUACAACUCAUUAAGCAAACUAUCUUCGCCGAUUAAUAAUCCACCACUGUACUUCAUAAAGCCGCCCUUAUAACUGAACGUUUGAGUUCGACAACAAACAACCAUAGACUGACUGAAGUAGUAAAUGUGCCUGAUUAUUGCCGGCACUGUGACUUAUCUGACUGUGAAAAUGACGAAGGCAUUUCCGGACAAGAGAAUUUGGGCUUUAGUAGCUUUCACUGCAUUAACUUUUUUCGUUGGAAUAAUAACUAUGAGUGUGGGAAUAACCCUCAUAACAAAAUCAAAACAAGCGGAGGACGAAGCUACGCCGAUGCCAACUCCAACAUAUUCAGUCUUGUAUGACUCAAGUUUAUUGCAGCUUCAGUAUCAAUACAAAAUGGAAAAGACUGUGCUUUCCACCCAUUUGGCCCAAGCUGCUGACGGUCGAAGACCCCUGAACUACAGUUUUGUUAGUUCUGAACAAGGUACAAACUCGGAAUCAGAUCAGACUGUCAGCCUUCGAUUCAGCAGUGAAGAAAAUGGCGACGCUCAAAUGACUAUGACCUUGAAAGACCUCGGAAUGGAAGGGAACGUUGCUUCCUACGAAGUAUCAUGGACUAGUGAAGCAGAAUGGUUGGAACCAACAGACUGUUUUUCAAUGUCACCAUACGGAGAUGGCUGGUUCGGUGGUUCAGAAAUGUAUUAUCAGUGGUGGCCUAUAAACAGAUGGUCAAAAGAGAUGUCGUUCUACUUAUCGGGAGAUAUGUACUCAGAUGCUCAACAAUAUGGUUCUGUAUUGGAACGGUAUUGGCUUUCGGCAACUGGGGCAGCAUUGUAUGUUGAUGCUGAUGUACCUUUGCAUGUUAGCACUGAAAAUUAUAGACUAUGUUUCAAGGGUUCAUUCAAAAAUUCACCGUAUAGAGAAAGUGCAACGUCAUCAGAAGGAUUACCAUUUCUGAAAUAUAGAGUUUUUCUAUCACCAGACGCAAGACAGACGCAUGAAUAUGUGUUUUUGAAAUCUGGACUUUUGAAACGACCACAACAACUUCCCGAUCGACGAAUGAUUAAAUCACCAAUCUGGUCUACAUGGGCAAGAUAUAAACAAAAUGUCACUCAAGAUGUCGUACUUGGAUAUGCAAAUGAAAUCGAAUCAAAGGGAUUUAGUAAUAGCCAGCUUGAAAUUGAUGACGGUUACGAAACGAGUUACGGAGACUACACUUUCGACCCAGUGAAGUUUCCAGAUGCAGCUGGUAUGAUAGAACAACUACACAAUAAAGGAUUUCGAGUCACAACAUGGGUGACAACAUUUGUUAAUAGAAGAUCUGUAAAUUAUAAUGAAACGCAAUAUUUUGUUAAAAAUGGCGAAGGAGAUGUUGGCAACGUUGUUUGGUGGGAUGGAGUUGGAGCUCUGGUCGACUAUACUAAUCCUGCAGCUUGUGAUUGGUAUGUUUCUAAUCUUGAAAAAGUACGUCAAAGAUAUGGAGUUGAUUCUUUUAAAUUUGAUGCUGGAGAAAUAAACUAUCUAACAUCAAUACCUGAUUACCAGACGCAUGAAUUCUUGAAAAAUCCUGGAACUUAUACAACGGAUUACGCAGCAUGUGCUCACAGACUUGGCGAUCAGAUUGAAGUUAGAGCAUCAUGGAGAAACCAAGAUCUCCCAAUAUUCGUGCGAAUGAUGGAUAAAGAUUCGAACUGGACUCCAGCGAAAGGCUUGAAGACAAUGAUACCCACGGCUUUAACUUUUAGUUUACUUGGAUAUCCCUACAUUCUACCAGAUAUGAUCGGAGGAAAUGGUUAUGAAAACGGAUUUUUGCAACAAUAUUUACCGGAACGGGAACUUUACAUUCGAUGGCUCGAAAUGACUGCAUUUCUUCCCGCGAUGCAAUUUUCAAUAUCACCAUGGCAAUUUGACGACGAGGUGACUGAGCUCGCAAAGCAAUACGUUGAAAUACACGAGACGACAGUGUAUGAAGAAUUAACCAAGGCGUUCCAAGAAUACAUCGAUGGCGAUACUGGAAUGGGAGCGAUAAGACCUAUCUGGUGGAUUGCACCAACAGAUAAAAACAGUUAUCAAAUCGAUGACGAAUUUUUAAUUGGAGAUAGAUACCUCGUGGCACCGAUUGUGGAGAAUGCCACAAGAAGUAGAGACGUUUAUUUACCAGGACCAUCUGGCUCUGAUGGCCAACCACUUAUGUGGAUGGAUAGACUACGAGAGGGUGGAGAUCCUAUCAAGGGUGGAGUCACAAUAAAAAACUACGCAGUAAAUUUAGAAGAAAUAUCUUGGUGGGAACUAAAGUAAACCAAUUUUGGUUUGUAAAGAUAACGUCAGAUUGAAAUUAAAUUAUUAGCUAUUAAGAAAGUUUUACAGCCGUGAAUACAUGACGAUGAAUCCCGGUAUAGAAAACGGUUCGUCAGAUCAAACCACGAAAAAAAAGAGAAAAUUUAAUGACUUAGUAUUGAAAAAAAAUUCAGCAAAAUUAGAGGAAAAUUCUAAAAAAAUAGACAGUGAUGUCAUUGUCGUCACGGAACUCGUAACCGUAAUUUUUAUCGAUUUUUUAAACGUAAUACUUGUUCGUAUAAACUUCAAACAAAGACUGCCAAGCUCGGUACCCUGCUAUAAAUCCCAGGAAUAGAUGUGCAAUGACUUAUCAGUGAAUGAGCAGGCUGGACCUCCUACACGUCAUUCGGAUGCAUAAAUUCCAUAUUCAGAUUUAGACAAUUUUGCCCUGCAAUCAGUAAAUUUCCCAAGAAAAUGUAAAACACUAUUACAAAUUAGGAGAUAUCGGGUCAAUUUUAAACGGCGGCCCUUCCUAUGCUCACAUGACUGUCCGAAUUUCCGAUCUGAUGAGUAAAAUAUAAUAAACACCGAUGGAAAAGCGCUAGCUUGUUGCACUAAUGAAGAAAAUAUUUUUUUUCCAACUAUUCUAUCGACUGUAUCUCUGUUUCACCUCGAUUUUCUUAUGCUAGUGUGACCCAUUCGUUAGGAGUGGGAAUGACCACAAACCGUUUUCUCCGUCGAUUCACUUUUAUUCCAUUUGUAUGUGAUUUUUUUCAUUUGUAUUUUGUACUUUAAUCAUGCAUGGCCAACGUAUGAAAUUAGCGUUGUAAUCAUUUACGAUGUUUUUUUUCCAUGUCUUCGGGCAUGGGCCGAAGAAGUUUUUGUCUGUACGCUAUUCCAUACAUAUUAUUUUGUUUUCUCUGGUCAGAUUUUCAAAGUGUUUUCAGAUUUUUAGUGUCUAUAUUGUGCAAUAUUAUUUUAAUUUAAAACAUUUAUUGAUGUUUUAUAAUUUUAGUGGAUAAAUUAUUCGUAUUUAUGCAUUUUUUUUCAAAACAUUGCUAACCUAUAAUUAUUAUCUUU